This is a messenger RNA of Neolamprologus brichardi, 3456 nucleotides long. It is a transcript of the gene hltf, whose product is annotated as helicase-like transcription factor. The record is from RefSeq and is a predicted model, not a curated record. Gene Ontology annotation, cellular component: nucleus. Gene Ontology annotation, biological process: DNA repair. NCBI's taxonomy places the organism in Eukaryota, Metazoa, Chordata, Actinopteri, Cichliformes, Cichlidae. Gene Ontology annotation, molecular function: nucleic acid binding; ATP binding; hydrolase activity, acting on acid anhydrides, in phosphorus-containing anhydrides.
GCGUUUUUACUUUUUGAAUAAGCAGCAGAUGAAAGUAGCUCAAACGUCAACAAAAUACGUCAAAAACAACAAACUACAGUCUUCGCCGAGAGGAAGUUAAACAUCAUGCAGUUCAACCGCAGGUGGAAGUUUGGUUGGGGCAGGUUCAGUGAGGUGGACCUCUUCACAGAUCGCCAUGAAUCCAAUGCAGAGACUCUCUCACAGGCCAUCAGAGCUGCAGCGUCUGAGGAGCCCGAUGCAGACGGCAGCGUGCUGUUUGGUCAGCUCAAGGGAACCGUGGUCGGCCUCAGAUAUUACUCAGGGGUGGUGAACCAAGGGGAGAUGGUCGGUUUAGUGCGGCAGCCUCAGAAUCCAUAUGACCGCAACGCAGUGAUGGUUGCCAACAUUUAUGGAAAUCAAGUCGGACACAUCAAGAAGGAGCUGGCAGCAGCAAUGGCUUACAUCAUGGACAACAACAUAGCUAAAGUAGAAGGGGUGGUAUACUCGGGGACAAAAAACACCUACACCAUGCCGGUGAUGCUGUCCUUCUGGGGGAAAGAAGAGAGUAAAAAUUCUGUACUGGAACAUAUGUCACGCCGAGGAUAUAAGCUGAACACAGAGGGAGGCAAACUGAAAGGCAACAAUCAGCAGUGGUAUAGUAGUCAAGAUGCUCGUGCAUUUUCAUCAAAAAAAGGUGUGACCACUGCACUAACUGCCGACGAGCUAAAAAAUGCAUUUGAUAACCUUUUCGAAGGGUUGAUGGAGAGUAAGGAUGGAGAGAAAGAAGCUGCUGUGUCUGUGGCUACUCCCCUCCUGCUCCAUCAGAAGCAGGCGCUGUCCUGGAUGUGCGCGAGGGAAAACAAAGCUGCCCUGCCGCCGUUUUGGGAGAAGAGAGGCGAGCUAUACUACAACACCCUCACGUGUUUCUCUGCCAAAGAGCUACCAGAGAGGGUUCGUGGAGGCAUACUGGCAGAUGACAUGGGGCUGGGUAAAACUCUGACUGUAAUUGCACUGAUUCUCACCAAUUUUCACAAAGGAAAGCCGCUGCCUGUGGAGAAAUGUGUUGAGAAGGUUUCACCCAUUAAAGCGAAAACGACGUCACAAAUGGCCCUGACACUGGAAGGAGGCAGCAGUGCAGGUGGAGCUGGAGUGAGUGGCACAUCAAGUGGUUCUAACCUUACCCAGGAGGAGGUGAUCUGUGUUGAUGAACCACAUGCAGUGAAGGCAGCAGAUAAGUCAGAGAAAAGUAAGAGCAAAGAGAAGAUGAAAGCAACCAAGAGAAAACCAAGCAAAGAGGGAUCGGUGUUGUUUGAGGAUCUGGACUUUGCUGCAGCUCUGAGUGGCUCAACAUCUGGCACAGGCUCAAAGAAGAAGAAAACAGACAAGAAGUCCAGUCUCACGCAGAGUGCUGAAUCCUCCAUCGCUGAAAGCACAGAUGACUUAAAAGCAAGAACAACUCUCAUCAUCUGCCCCCUCUCUGUGCUCAGUAACUGGCUGGACCAGUUUGAGCAGCAUGUGGACCCUAAUGUGAAGCUGAAUGUGUAUUUGUAUUACGGUCCAGAGAGAAACAGGAGUAAAAAGUUUCUGUCCUCUCAGGAUGUAGUGAUCACCACGUACAAUGUCCUCUCUUCUGAUUUUGGGAAUAAGAGUCCCCUCCAUGGGAUCAGCUGGCUGAGGGUUGUGCUAGAUGAGGGACACAUCAUAAGAAACCCAAAUGCACAGAUGAGUAAAGCUGUACUUGACCUGAAAGCUCAGAGACGCUGGAUUCUUUCAGGUACUCCCAUCCAGAACAGUGUGAGGGAUCUGUGGAUGCUGGUGGCCUUCCUGGGUCUGAAGCCCUUUGAUACGAGAGAGUGGUGGAACAGAGUGAUCCAGAGACCCGUUACACAAGGAGACAGGACCGGCCUGCAACACCUUCAGACACUAGUGAAGUGCAUCACCCUGAGACGGACAAAAAACAGUGAGGUGAACGGGCGGCCUCUGGUGUCACUGCCUGAGAAGAAAGUCUACGUGGAGCAGGUAGAGCUCAGCCAACCAGAGAGGGAGGAGUACGAGUUGGCACGCACUGAAGGAAAAAACACCAUUGGCAGAUAUGUAGCUGAAGGUACAGUCUUGAGGAAUUAUGCUGAUGUGCUUGCCAUUCUCAUGAGGCUCCGUCAGCACUGCUGCCACCCUGACCUGCUGGCAAAGAUGUCCUCAGAUUUAGGUGCUGCAGCAACACCAGCAGAGCUGCGGGAGCGUCUCAUAGAAAAGCUGCGGUUGGUGCUGGCCAGCGGCUCUGAUGAGGAGUGCUCCGUGUGUCUGGACUCGGUCCGUCUGCCCGUCAUUACACACUGCGCCCACGUAUACUGCCGGCCAUGCAUCGCACAGGUCAUCAGCACUUCAGGACAGGAGGUGGCGCACUGUCCCCUGUGUCGAGGUGAAAUCAAGACCAGUGAACUGGUGGAGUUUCCACAAGAAGAAAUGGAAGAAGAGAAUAUUACAAAGCCUGAGAGGUGGAGGACAAGCUCAAAGGUGCAAGCACUCAUGGGAAAUCUGCUCAGGUUGCGAUCUAAAGACAGCAGCAUAAAGUGUUUGGUCAUCUCUCAGUUUACACGCUUCCUCACCAUCCUGGAGACUCCACUCAGAGAGCAUGGCUUCAGUUUUGUGCGUUUGGACGGCACCAUGACCCAGAAGAAAAGGACUCAAGUCAUCCAGGAGUUUCAGAGCUCAGCGGCCGACAGCCCUACCAUCAUGCUCCUGUCACUCAAAGCCGGAGGAGUGGGGCUUAACUUGACCGCUGCCUCUCACGUUUUUCUCAUGGACCCCGCAUGGAACCCAGCUACUGAAGAGCAGUGCAUUGAUCGCUGCCACCGUUUGGGCCAGAAGAGAAAAGUUGUAGUCACUAAGUUCAUUGUGAAGGAUUCAGUGGAGGAGAAUAUGGUGAAGAUCCAGAGGAAGAAACAGGACCUGAUGGAGAAGGCAUUCGGAUCCACCAACACUGACAGGAAGACAUCUCGCAUCGAUGACAUCGUAGCUCUGAUGGAGCUGUAGACGUCUGGUACUGGACUUGAACUGAAGCGUUAACGAGUUACAAACAACGAUUUGCAUUUGAACCGUAACCAUCAGUUAUUGUGUAUUCGUUCGUCAUGGUCAGGCAUAGUUUCUGUUGAUGAUAAAUGUGCUCAACGGUUUUUAAGUCACCAUUUUGAUACAAAGGUGCAGGACGUACCACUUGGCAAGCAUUCUUAUUAUUCAGCUGUGAUGUUUAGCAACUGCUACUCUUGAUUUACAUGUUUUAACAAGCCAAUACUGUGCUGAUUACUGGAAGCGGCUGAUAAAAAGAUUAAGGUUAAUAAUUAAAGGAGGUGAAGGUUGGACAAACCUAACUACCUUGUAACAGUUUUAACUUUUCAGUUUUCCCCAUACAAAACUGAACAGUUGUGAGAGUGUUUUGAGUUUUUUUUUAUAACUCUAAAAUUAAAGAAAUGCACAUGA